Molecule: messenger RNA, 2677 nt
Organism: Cyprinodon variegatus (sheepshead minnow)
Lineage: Eukaryota; Metazoa; Chordata; Actinopteri; Cyprinodontiformes; Cyprinodontidae
Exons: 10
Coding region: 253-1428 (391 amino acids)
Source: RefSeq, a predicted model, not a curated record
CAAUCCUGUGUGGACACAGACUGCCGUUCCUUUCAGACACCUCUGACCCAACCAGACUGUCUGGGAUUAUUAUGUUUCUGUUCUCAUUUGGGGUGUUUUACUUCCGCUUAUUUUAGGGAAUCCUCUGGGCACCUCUCCGCUUAUGCCGGCCUGGGACAGGCAGUGAUUUCUAUUAUUUUUUGUUCUUCCUCUCCUACACAAGAGCGCCCGUGAGAAGUCGCGCGGAGAACCGCGGAGACGCUCGAGGACACCAUGCGCGCGACGCUUCACUUUCUCACCUUUCUCAGCUCCGCCAUCACGAUGGCACCCUGCAGAGAAGCAGAUAUUCACCUUCCUGCACCUUACAAUACUUCUUUUCAUUGGGUCGAUGGUUUUCUUGUCAAUGUGACCUGGUUUUGGAAGAGGCCCAAGGAGCUGCCAGAGGAUUGUAAAGUCGAAUAUAUGAUACAGCGCAAGGAUAACAAACCUGGUGCUGCAACACAUCUAAAGCAUUACACAGACUACUUCCUGAGUAAAGAUUUGAUAUCCAGCAGUUCAGAGCUCAGCAUUCAUGCAUUCGCUGAAUGCCCAGGUCGGAAGCUUGAAAGCAAGCCUGUAAAAGUAGAGAUCCGUGCACCAAAAGAACAUGCUGAGCUGGUGAAGGACUUCAAAUGUUUUUUCCUGCGCAGCAGUUUUAAUUGUUCCUGGAUUCCAAUUGACCAAUCACCGAGUCCGACUGUGUCUUACAGGGUUCCAGGGCAAGAGGAGGAGCACAUAAAAACAUUAACGAAGUGUAAAGGGUCUUCCAAAGAAAAAGAGAGGAAUGUUUGUGAAGUCAAAGUUAAAGGCAGUCAAGACCCCCUUAUUCUUGUGGAGAGUGAGAAGAGAAUGAACACCUUUAGACCUCAAUAUGCAAUACCGGUGCCAAAUGUCACAGUGCAGGAGAAUGGGCAGAAUCUCCAACUGACAUGGGAGAUUCCAAGUAUUGGAUGUGAUUGGAACUGCUUUAUCUGGUACAAAGAAUGUGGAGAGGAAAUGCAUCACCGUGAGUAUAAGUUCAAUGAAAAGUGGACUGUGGAUGAUAUUCCAUACAACAAAUGCUGUGAAUACGAGUUUCAUUACAAACUGGCUACUGAUAUAUACUGCAGGAACAUAACAAGCGAAAACAGCGUAUUUAAAUAUGGUACUACAAAAACCUGCUUCGAUGCAACCAAGUUGGUGACUAUCAUCAUCCCAAUCAUCGUGUGCUUCUGUGUCGCACUGUCCUUCUACUGCUUCAAGAAACAUGAACAUAUUUUUAGGCCCGGACUGGAGCGGUCUGUAAUAAAGGAUUGGUUUAACAUUAACAGGGAAACUAAGAAUCCAAGUGAUGUGGUGUACACACCAAACACGGAGAUGAUUGAUCCUUCUACGCCACUCGUGAUUGUAAAGAAUGUUCAGCCAAAAUAAUCCCGACCCAUUUCUGAACACAGUGGACUAUGCGCAGAGCAGCUGGACUUUAUUGCUGUGCUGUCAGUCUUUGCAGCCAUAUUGAUGUAUAUGAAAAGGGUUAACGGUGGAGGAUGUUCUGUCAUAUCAGUGCACUGAGUUCGCAGGGAUUUAAACCAUAGCUGAAAAAAGAAACCUUUUCACCUCAAUUAAUGGCUAUUCAGGUGGUACUUUUGUACAUAUUUUUUUACAUAAAUCUAUUAACUUUCAUUUCAAGCACCACAACCUGGGUCCCGCCGGAACUAUACCAUGACCUCCACCCUGUUUUCUACUGAUGACCUUAGAUUGUCAAUUUGUACCAACCUUGAACUGUUUACAUACUAGCAACAAAAACAUGUAGAGUUGGAUUCAUUGCUGUAUAAAAUACACUAAACGCUUAUAGCUUCUGUAAAAAAGGUGAAGGAAGACAAUAUUUCCUUAAGGUUUUUUUUUUUUUUUUUCAUUCCUCACCCUACUCAAGAGUUGCCUCCUGCCCGUCAUUCUUUUACCAAGACUGUGUCUGAGCAAACUGCAGAAAUAAAAAUGAAGGAUGAUGCAUCACCUCUUCGAAAAGUGAACUGGAAAGUUUUAUCUCUUUGGAAGGAAGAAGCGGCUAAAGAGGUUGCCACAGAAAGUUGGUUCCUCUCUGUUGCGUGACUGCAGUUGCUGAUCAAGUGCGCUGCGGACUGCAUGAGACAAUUCAGAUUCUCUGAAGCUGAUUAUGGGGAAGAAAAAAAAAGUCCAGUCAUAGAGUAGGCAUUGUAUGGAGAGUAAGAUAACGUGAGUGGUGUAAAAGAAAAUAAUUGAUCUUCUGUUCUUACAGGAAGCUCUUACUUGCUGCUGUGUCUCAGUUGUUUCAGCCUCUAGACAAGGCUGUGUGCUUGGGUUUAAUGGCUGAAGGUAGCUGAUGGUAUGAGAGUAUCCGGUUUGGCACUACUUCUCUUUGAUGAAAUACUAAAUAUGAAAGAGAAGCUUAAAACACAUUAUUUCCUCUUUCGAUCCACUGUUCAGAGUCAAUGUGUUCAAUGAACCCCACAAACUCUGCUUUAUGCCUCUGGCUCUGGUGAUUUUUCUGUAUACUUUAUAUGGAAAUGAGGUUUUUUUUAUUACCAAAACAGUUUACAGAAAAUCUUAACUGCCUUUUUAGGAUGUAUUUCAUAGCAUGUUCUCAGGAGAGGGGAAAAAAACCCUGCAGAUGUCUGAGGAAACAUUGAAACUGUUGAUAACUUGG